This is a messenger RNA of Lachnellula hyalina, 1053 nucleotides long. Its product is annotated as Solute carrier family 35 member E3. Gene Ontology annotation, cellular component: Golgi apparatus. Lineage: Eukaryota; Fungi; Ascomycota; Leotiomycetes; Helotiales; Lachnaceae. Gene Ontology annotation, molecular function: antiporter activity. The transcript is spliced from 5 exons. The coding region runs from base 1 to 1053 and encodes 350 amino acids. The record is from RefSeq and is a predicted model, not a curated record.
AUGCCUCACGAUCGAGGAGACUCAGAGCAUGGCAUUCCUCUUUUGGACGUCGAAGCCCAGGAUGACAAGAGACAUGAAGAUGUCCCGCAAACUCCAGUCAACCCGGACCAGGCUUCUGCGCGCAAGAAGUUUCUCAUCUGGACUGGUAUCAACAUGGCCGCAACAAUCGGCAUAGUCUUCACCAACAAAGCAAUCUUCAACGACCCCGCUUUCAAACUAAUGCAAACUUCCUUUGCCUCUUUCCACUUCAUCUGUACCGGUUUAACACUCUACAUUGUAUCCCGCCCCUUUUUCGGUGCCUUUGUACCGAAACGAGCCGGCGUGGUAGAAAUGCUACCUCUUGCCCUCUCCAUGUGCCUCAACGUCGUCCUCCCCAACCUCUCCCUCGCCUUCUCCACCGUAACAGUGUACCAACUCUGCCGCGUGCUCCUCACGCCCAGCACGGCAAUAAUAAACUACAUAUUCUACUCAUCCACGAUCCCGCGUCCCGCCGCUCUAUUCCUCAUCCCCGUCUGUCUCGGCGUCGGCAUCACAUCCUACUACGACACGAAACCCGCUGCCCCGGCUACUGGCUCCGGUGCCGAGAAGGUCGUCGCGACGACGAGUAGUCUGGGCGUUAUAUUCGCGCUGUGUGGUGUGUUGGCUAGUAGUGCGUAUACGGUGCUGAUAGCGGCGUAUCAUAAGAAGCUGCAGAUGUCGUCUUCGCAGCUGCUGCUUAACCAGGCGCCCAUCUCGUCCGUGCUCCUUAUGUUCGCUGUGCCGCUUGUCGAUCAGGUGCCUGUGCUUAGUGAUGUGCCGGGGUACAGAUGGGCGAUGAUUUUGAUGUCUGGAGGCUUCGCAGCGCUAAUCAACAUCAGCCAAUUCUUCAUCGUCGCAGGCAGUGGCCCAGUCUCCAGCACGGUAGUGGGACAUCUAAAGACAGUCAGCAUUGUGGGCAUUGGAUGGGCGGUCGGUGGCAGGAGUGUGGCUGAUAAGAGUGCGUUGGGGGUAGUCAUGACAGUAGGCGGGAUUAUCGGAUACUCGUAUAUUAUGUUGAACAAACCCAAGGGAUAA